Molecule: messenger RNA, 1441 nt
Organism: Jaculus jaculus (lesser Egyptian jerboa)
Lineage: Eukaryota; Metazoa; Chordata; Mammalia; Rodentia; Dipodidae
Gene: Ctse
Product: cathepsin E
Exons: 10
Coding region: 46-1236 (396 amino acids)
Biological process (GO): proteolysis
Cellular component (GO): endosome
Molecular function (GO): aspartic-type endopeptidase activity
Source: RefSeq, a predicted model, not a curated record
GACUGGCCAGAGCAAAGCGAAAGAGAAGCUGCUAGCCAGGCCAAGAUGAAAACGCUGCUUAUACUACUGCUGGUCCUCCUGGACCUGGGACAAUCCCUCGGAGCUUUUCACAGGGUGCCCCUCAGGAGGCGUCAGUCGCUCCGGAAGAAGCUGCGGGCCCAGGGCCAGCUCUCAGACUUCUGGAAGUCUCAGAACAUUGACAUGGUUCAGUUCACUGAGUCCUGCACCAUGGGCCAGAGUACCAACGAGCCCCUCAUCAACUACCUGGAUAUGGAGUACUUCGGCACUAUCUCCAUCGGCUCCCCGCCGCAGAACUUCACCGUCAUCUUCGACACUGGCUCCUCCAAUCUCUGGGUCCCCUCUGUGUAUUGCACCAGCCAGGCCUGCAAGACCCACCCCGUGUUCCACCCUUCUCAGUCCGACACGUACAGCGAGGUGGGGACGUCUUUCUCCAUUCAGUAUGGGACUGGGAGCUUGACCGGGAUCAUCGGGCAGGACCAAGUCUCUGUGGAAGGGUUGACUGUCGCUGGCCAGCAGUUUGGAGAAAGUGUCAAAGAGCCUGGCCAGACCUUUGUGAAUGCAGAAUUUGAUGGAAUUCUGGGCCUGGGGUAUCCCUCAUUGGCUGCUGGAGGGGUGACCCCAGUGUUCGACAACAUGAUGGCCCAGAACCUUCUGGAAUUUCCUGUGUUUUCUGUCUACAUGAGCAGAGACCCAGAAGGUGGAUCAGGCAGCGAGCUGACUUUUGGAGGCUAUGACCCCUCUCAUUUCUCUGGAAGCCUCAACUGGGUCCCUGUCACCAAGCAAGGUUACUGGCAGAUUGCACUGGAUGGAAUCCAGGUGGGAGACACCCUGAUGUUCUGCGCCGAGGGCUGCCAGGCCAUAGUGGACACAGGGACCUCCCUCAUCACGGGGCCCCCUCACAAGAUCAAGCAGCUGCAAGAGGCUAUCGGGGCCACACCCAUGGAUGGAGAAUAUGCUGUGGAUUGUGACAGCCUCAGCAACCUGCCGAAUAUCGCCUUCCUCAUUAAUGGGAUCGCUUACACUCUCAGCCCAGCUGACUACACCCUGCAGGACUAUGUGGACGGGAUGCAGUUCUGUGGCAGUGGCUUUCAAGGACUUGACAUUGCACCUCCGUCUGGUCCCCUCUGGAUCCUGGGAGAUGUAUUCAUUCGACAGUUCUACUCAGUCUUUGAUCGUGGAAAUAACCAAGUAGGACUAGCCCCAGCAGUCCCUUAAGUUCCCAUUCAGGAGACUGAGGCAGAAGGAGGGCAAGCUCAAUGUUACACAGCAAUACUCUGUCUACCACCACCCUCUUCCUCUCACCCCCCCAAAAAAAGAAGAAAAAGAAAAGGAGGAAGAAGAGAAGGAAAAAGAAGGCGGCUCCCUGUCGGUGCAGACACUUCAUCCCACUAGCAUCUAUCUGCCGGCUGUUUAUUCUGUC